Messenger RNA from Musa acuminata AAA Group (dessert banana), 3375 nucleotides. Its product is annotated as photosystem I P700 chlorophyll a apoprotein A1. Lineage: Eukaryota; Viridiplantae; Streptophyta; Magnoliopsida; Zingiberales; Musaceae. Bases 1 to 2253 code for a protein of 750 amino acids. Gene Ontology annotation, cellular component: thylakoid; membrane. Gene Ontology annotation, molecular function: metal ion binding. The record is from RefSeq and is a predicted model, not a curated record. The transcript has a single exon. Gene Ontology annotation, biological process: photosynthesis.
AUGAUUAUUCGUUCGCCGGAACCAGAAGUGAAAAUUGUUGUAGAUAGGGAUCCCAUAAAAACGUCUUUCGAGGAAUGGGCCAGACCCGGCCAUUUCUCAAGAACAAUAGCUAAGGGCCCUGAUACUACCACUUGGAUCUGGAACCUACAUGCUGAUGCUCACGAUUUCGAUAGUCAUACCAGUGAUUUGGAGGAGAUCUCUCGAAAAGUAUUUAGUGCUCAUUUUGGUCAACUCUCCAUUAUCUUUCUUUGGCUGAGUGGCAUGUACUUCCAUGGCGCUCGUUUUUCCAAUUAUGAAGCAUGGCUAAGUGAUCCUACUCACAUUGCACCCAGUGCCCAGGUAGUUUGGCCAAUAGUAGGUCAAGAAAUAUUGAAUGGUGAUGUGGGUGGAGGUUUCCGAGGAAUACAAAUAACCUCCGGGUUUUUUCAGAUUUGGCGAGCAUCUGGAAUAACUAGUGAAUUACAACUCUAUUGUACCGCCAUUGGCGCAUUGGUCUUUGCAUCGUUAAUGCUUUUUGCUGGUUGGUUCCAUUAUCACAAAGCCGCCCCCAAAUUGGCUUGGUUCCAAGAUGUAGAAUCUAUGUUAAAUCACCACUUAGCGGGGUUACUAGGACUUGGGUCUCUUUCUUGGGCGGGACACCAAAUCCAUGUAUCUUUACCGAUUAACCAAUUUCUCGACGCUGGAGUUGAUCCUAAAGAGAUACCGCUUCCUCAUGAAUUUAUCUUGAAUCGGGACCUUUUGGCUCAACUUUAUCCCAGUUUUGCCGAGGGAGCAACCCCCUUUUUCACCUUGAAUUGGUCAAAAUACGCGGAAUUUCUUACUUUUCGCGGAGGAUUGGACCCAAUAACAGGUGGUCUAUGGCUGACCGAUAUUGCACACCAUCAUUUAGCUAUUGCAAUUCUUUUCCUGAUCGCUGGUCAUAUGUAUAGAACCAACUGGGGCAUUGGUCAUAGCAUUAAAGACAUUUUAGAGGCUCAUAAAGGUCCAUUUACAGGCCAGGGCCAUAAAGGACUCUAUGAAAUCCUAACAACGUCGUGGCAUGCUCAAUUAUCUCUUAACCUGGCUAUGUUAGGCUCUUUAACCAUUAUUGUAGCUCACCAUAUGUAUUCCAUGCCUCCCUAUCCAUACCUAGCUAUUGACUAUGGUACACAACUUUCGUUGUUCACACAUCACAUGUGGAUCGGUGGGUUUCUCAUAGUUGGUGCUGCUGCACAUGCAGCAAUUUUUAUGGUAAGAGAUUACGAUCCAACUACUCGAUACAACGAUCUAUUAGAUCGUGUCCUUAGACACCGCGAUGCAAUCAUAUCACAUCUUAACUGGGCAUGUAUAUUUCUGGGUUUUCACAGUUUUGGCUUGUAUAUUCAUAAUGAUACCAUGAGCGCUUUAGGGCGUCCACAAGAUAUGUUUUCAGAUACCGCUAUACAAUUACAACCCAUCUUUGCUCAAUGGGUACAAAACACCCAUGCUUUAGCACCCGGCAUAACAGCUCCUGGUGCAACAGCAAGUACCAGCUUAACUUGGGGAGGUGGUGAGUUGGUAGCAGUAGGCGGCAAAGUAGCUUUGUUACCUAUUCCAUUAGGAACCGCAGACUUCUUAGUCCAUCAUAUUCAUGCAUUUACGAUCCACGUGACUGUAUUGAUACUACUGAAAGGUGUUCUAUUUGCUCGCAGUUCCCGUUUGAUACCUGAUAAAGCAAAUCUUGGUUUUCGUUUUCCUUGUGAUGGACCUGGAAGAGGGGGGACAUGUCAAGUAUCUGCCUGGGAUCAUGUCUUCUUAGGUCUAUUCUGGAUGUACAAUGCGAUUUCCGUAGUUAUUUUCCAUUUCAGUUGGAAAAUGCAGUCGGAUGUUUGGGGUACUAUAAGUGAUCAAGGGGUAGUAACUCAUAUUACAGGAGGAAACUUUGCGCAGAGUUCCAUUACUAUUAAUGGGUGGCUUCGAGAUUUCUUAUGGGCACAGGCAUCUCAGGUAAUUCAGUCUUAUGGUUCUUCAUUAUCUGCAUAUGGUCUCUUUUUCUUAGGUGCUCAUUUUGUCUGGGCUUUCAGUUUAAUGUUUCUAUUCAGUGGCCGUGGUUAUUGGCAAGAACUCAUUGAAUCCAUCGUUUGGGCUCAUAACAAAUUAAAAGUUGCUCCUGCUACUCAGCCUAGAGCCUUGAGCAUUGUACAAGGACGUGCUGUAGGAGUAACCCAUUACCUUCUGGGUGGAAUUGCCACAACAUGGGCAUUCUUCUUAGCAAGAAUUAUUGCAGUAGGAUAAUGGCUAGGAGGAUUUGAAAGGCAUUAUGGCAUUAAGAUUUCCGAGGUUUAGCCAAGGCUUAGCUCAGGACCCCACUACUCGUCGUAUUUGGUUUGGUAUUGCUACCGCACAUGACUUCGAGAGUCAUGAUGAUAUUACUGAGGAACGUCUUUAUCAGAACAUUUUUGCUUCUCACUUUGGGCAAUUAGCAAUAAUCUUUCUGUGGACGUCCGGAAAUCUCUUUCAUGUAGCUUGGCAAGGAAAUUUUGAGUCAUGGAUACAAGACCCUUUACAUGUAAGACCUAUUGCUCAUGCAAUUUGGGAUCCUCAUUUUGGUCAACCAGCUGUAGAAGCCUUUACUCGAGGAGGUGCUACCGGUCCAGUGAAUAUCGCUUAUUCCGGCGUUUAUCAGUGGUGGUAUACAAUCGGAUUACGCACUAAUGAAGAUCUUUAUACUGGAGCUCUUUUUCUAUUAUUUCUUUCUGCUAUAUCCUUAAUAGCGGGUUGGUUACACUUACAACCAAAAUGGAAACCAAGCGUUUCGUGGUUCAAAAAUGCCGAAUCUCGUCUAAAUCAUCAUUUGUCAGGACUUUUCGGAGUGAGUUCUUUGGCUUGGACAGGACAUUUAGUUCAUGUCGCUAUUCCAGGAUCCAGGGGACAGUACGUCAGAUGGAAUAAUUUUUUAGAUGUAUUACCCUAUCCUCAAGGGUUGGGACCACUUUUUACGGGUCAGUGGAAUCUUUAUGCCCAAAACCCUGAUUCGAGUAGCCAUUUAUUUGGUACUUCCCAAGGAACAGGAACUGCCAUUCUAACCCUUCUCGGUGGAUUUCAUCCACAAACGCAAAGUUUAUGGCUGACCGAUAUUGCUCAUCAUCAUUUAGCUAUUGCAUUUAUUUUCCUGAUCGCUGGUCAUAUGUAUAGAACUAACUUCGGGAUUGGGCACAGUAUCAAAGAUCUUUUAGAAACACAUAUUCCUCCAGGGGGUCGAUUAGGGCGUGGGCAUAAGGGUCUUUAUGACACAAUCAAUAAUUCGCUUCAUUUUCAAUUAGGUCUUGCUCUAGCCUCUUUAGGGGUUAUUACUUCCUUAGUAGCUCAACACAUGUACUCUUUACCUGCUUAUGCAUUCAUAGCACAAGACUUUAC